UAAUUGCUCCCACACCGUUCGAGGUCACAAUCACACCACAAAAACCCUAAAAAUUCCCACCGUUAACUUCUUCGAAAAAAUUUUACGGAUUGCUUUUCACGGGCUGCUAUUCAGCUUGGGCAAGAAAGGUGAGCCAACCUCUUCUUUUAAUUCUUGAAUAAUCUCGUGCGCGAAGUUUGGUUUAUUUUUGGUCCCGUCUUGAAUUGUUGGAUUCAGUGUUGUAUCAAAUUGUGACUGUAAGAUUCGGUGUGUUCUUCAAUUUGAAGUUACAUAGAAUGGUUUCUUUUAUGUAGCUACGUUUGAAAGUUCAUUGUCUCUGAUGAGGAGUAUAACUUUCUUUGGUUUGGGACUUUAUUGCAGUUAAAAGAGAAAUGGGUUUUGAAUGAAUCUGGAAUCUCUUUGUAUGUGCUGAGUAACUUUAUAUUUUUCUUGUAAAAUUGGAGAUGAAUUCAAGACGACUACUGUAGUUUUUUGGAUGGGUGUGUUGCGGAGUUGAUAGUUGAGAUAUACCCAUUCUGUUGCAGUUUGGUUUUAGUUGAUAUGAUAGUACUUAAAGAGACAUGCCAAGUUGUGUUCUUGAUGGUUUUUUCAUGAAAUUUCUGCAUAAGAAAUAUUUACUUGAUGCUAUUUUGCUUGGAGUUGAUCAGUGAUUAAUAUUGAAGGGCAAUGUAUUGUUCUGUUCUUGAGGAUGUUUUGAGCUUGAGGAUGUUUUGAGUUUGAGUUGAAAAGUUGGAUUGUCGUUCAUUGGACUAUGGAAACCCCACGCCAGGAAGGGCUGAUUACAAAGAGGUCGUUGAGGAAGAAAGCAGUUUUGCGGAAUUAUGACGAGAAUUUGAUGGAUGAAUUGAUAGAGAAUCAAUUGGGUGGUUCUUUAAAGAAAAGGAAUCGAACGAGGGAGGAUUUGGAAAAGGAGACUGAAACUGAGGCAAUGAUAGCAUUAUCUCUGGGGUUCCCUAUUGAUGCAUUACUUGAGGAGGAGAUUCAAGCUGGGGUGGUAAGACAAUUGGGUGGCAAAGAGCAGAAUGAUUAUAUUGUUGUGAGGAAUCAUAUCCUUGCAAGGUGGAGAAGUAAUGUGAAGGUGUGGCUAUCAAAGGGACAGAUUAAAGAAACUGUGAGCAAUGAAUAUGAGAAUUUGGUAUCUUCUGCUUAUGAUUUUCUUUUGUACAAUGGGUAUAUUAAUUUUGGAGUUUUUUCAUCACUUAUGUCCCCUAUGCCAGAAUUGAUUAAUGAAGGGUCUGUGAUAAUUGUUGGUGCGGGACUUGCUGGUUUAUCAUCAGCAAGACAACUCAUGUCCUUUGGUUUUAAGGUGGUUGUUUUAGAAGGUAGGAAUCGUCCUGGAGGGAGAGUUUAUACUCAAAAAAUGGGUAGGAAAGACCAAUUUGCUGCUGUGGAUCUUGGAGGCAGUGUUAUUACUGGUAUACAUGCUAAUCCUUUGGGAGUUCUUGCUAGGCAACUUUCUAUUCCACUCCAUAAGGUGCGAGAUAACUGCCCUUUGUACAGACCAGAUGGGGCACCUGUUGAUAAGGAAGUUGAUUAUAGGAUUGAAUUCAUCUUCAAUAAGUUGCUCGACAAAGUAAUGGAACUUAGAAAAAUAAUGGGUGGAUUUGCAAAUGAUGUUUCUCUGGGUUCAGUUUUGGAGAGACUCAGGAAGUUGUAUGCUGUGGCUAGAAGUACAGAAGAGAGGCAGUUGCUUGAUUGGCAUCUUGCUAACUUGGAAUAUGCAAAUGCAGGAUGUCUCUCAAAUCUAUCAGCUACAUAUUGGGAUCAGGAUGAUCCUUAUGAAAUGGGUGGGGACCACUGCUUUCUAGCUGGAGGGAACUGGAGAUUGAUAAAAGAACUAUGUGAAGGGGUUCCUAUAUUCUACGGGAAGGCUGUGAAUACUAUUAGAUAUGGAAGUGAAGGUGUUAUGGUUAUUGCUGGUGAACAAGUGUUUCAAGCAGAUAUGGUCCUAUGUACUGUGCCUCUUGGAGUCUUGAAGAAAAGAACCAUCAAAUUUGAACCAGAGUUACCUGGAAGAAAGCUUGCAGCAAUUGAUAGAUUGGGUUUUGGACUGCUUAAUAAAGUGGCAAUGGUUUUCCCCCAUGUUUUUUGGGGGGAGGACUUGGAUACAUUUGGAUGUCUCAGUGAGAAUAGCAGUAAGCGUGGAGAGUUUUUUCUGUUCUAUGGUUACCAUACUGUUUCUGGAGGUCCAGUACUUAUUGCAUUGGUUGCUGGAGAAGCAGCACAAAUAUUUGAAUAUACGGAUCCAUCUACUCUACUCCACCGUGUUUUAAGAGUUCUUAGAGGUAUAUACAAUCCAAAAGGCGUUGAUGUUCCUGACCCCAUACAAACAAUUUGUACAAGAUGGGGCAGUGAUCCCUUUAGUUAUGGUUCAUAUUCUCAUGUUAGGGUACAGUCAUCUGGCAGUGACUAUGAUUUACUUGCAGAAAGUGUUGGUGGUCGGCUGUUUUUUGCUGGUGAGGCAACAACUAGGCAAUAUCCAGCCACAAUGCAUGGUGCCUUCUUGAGUGGUUUAAGAGAAGCUUCUCGCAUUUUAAGAAUUAGUAGAAAUUGGCAAAAUAAUUCAAGGAAGUCUGUGCAGAGGAACGCGGGACUAAGCAAUGAUACAUUGGUAGAUCUAUUCAGGAGACCUGACCUAGCAUUUGGAAAUUUGUCAUUUAUAUCUAAUCCUUUGAUACAUGCCCCAAAUUCAAUGGGUAUUAUGAGAAUUACUUUUGAUAAUUGCGGAGAUUAUCUGAAGAAGGAAUUAGAGGGGAGCUUCCAAAAUCCUUUGCACCUACCAUUGCAGCUUUAUGUAGUGUUAUCUUGUCAACAAGUACAUGAGCUACAGUUGCUGACAGGUGGUAAUGAGGAUAAGUUGUCAUAUUUGGUUAAAAACUUGGGCUUGAAGUUAAUGGGACAUAGCGCCCUCUUAAAUCUGUAUGGUUCCUUGAUUUCUAGCAUUACUAAUGCACGAAGAGGUCGAGGCAGGAACCGGAUAAGUGCAGUACAAUACAGCGCUGUGUAGAGAUGCCAUUAGUUUCAACACUUGACAUUUGAUGGGCAUUUCCGAUUUAGCUUGAAGUAUUUUGAUCCAAAUGUAUGCUUCAUUAAAUGGUCAUAAAUUGGGUGUGGCUUAUGCUCCUCUAGUGUAAAAUUCUGUAUAUAAUCUAGCUGUGUAUGUUAUUUAUCAACUCCAAGAGAACAAUCCUUGGUGCUUGACUAGGACGAAGAUUUGUUUUCUUCCUGCGAACAUUCUUUUGUCUGACCAUGACCAGCUUAGUGUCCAAGCAGAGCCAUGACUCCUUGUAGCCAUGAAUUUGAUAGUGUAGGACUGUAGGUUAAAGCGUGCUACUCGUUGUCGAGGAGUAUUGCAGGGGGGAAAAUAUUGUUGUAUUUUAUUGCUCUUCUGGCUCUGCAAAUGCUUGUAUUUGUAUACUAGCAUUUUUUCUUGUCA
Molecule: messenger RNA, 3436 nt
Organism: Hevea brasiliensis (rubber tree)
Lineage: Eukaryota; Viridiplantae; Streptophyta; Magnoliopsida; Malpighiales; Euphorbiaceae
Product: lysine-specific histone demethylase 1 homolog 2
Exons: 2
Coding region: 752-3007 (751 amino acids)
Molecular function (GO): protein binding; oxidoreductase activity
Source: RefSeq, a predicted model, not a curated record